AUGGGAGGUUCAGAUGAGGUGGUGGAGCCCCUUUACGCAGCGGGGCCGCCACAAGAGCAGCGACGCCAGCACCAACGACAGCAACAGCAGCAGCAACAGCAGCAACAGCAGCGGCAGCAGCAGCCCUUGCUCCGCAGCAGAAGCAGCUUCAACUCAAUCGAGAACAGGUACAGCUAUCCUCUCCCACUGCUCCGCCCUCUCACGCAGCUUCCUCAGCUGCAGGAAACCCAGCAGCAGCAGCAACAGCAGCAGCACCAGCCGCACCAGCAACAGGAGGACCAUCCAUAUGGCACUCUCCGAUCGUCUCCAGCACAGGCGGGGGAUUUGCAGCAGCAGCUGCUGCUGCAAACUACGCUGCUGCGGCAGCAGAGCUUCAGCCCCUGCAGCAUGAGCACCAGCAGCCGCGUACUGCAGCAACAGCAAGCAGUCCGUCGCUGUGCUUUUGCUUCUGCUUCACCAGCGACAUCCGGAACACAGAAACAGGCGCGCGCUGCAAGACCUCCUGCAGCGGAAGCAGCAGCAAGAUACAAUGAAUUGACGGGGGUCGAGCCGCAGGGUUUGAGAUAUUAUGAAGAGCGCACAGCUGCAGCAGCAGAAGCAGCAGCAGCAGCAGAAGCACCAGCACCUCACAAACUACACUCCUUAAAUAGCCAUGGUGUACUUCAGCACGCAGCAGCAGCAGGUGCUGUCACCGGAACAACAGCAGCAACUACUGCAACAGAAACAGAAGGACAGCAACAAGUUGCUGUUGCUUCCCCUGCCACCCAGCAGCAGGAGACACCAACGUCUGGGGGGCAGCGAAUGCCCCUGCUUGCUGCUGCAGUAGGUGCAGCAGCAACUGGUGCUGAAUCAACCGCAUCUGUAGCACGCGCCGCUGCUGGUCCUGCAGAUGCGGCACUCGCUGCUGGUGGUGCUGCUGCUGAUUCCGCACAUCUUCAGUGCACAACCCUCAUGCAGCAACGCCUGCUGGAGCAGCAACCGCUGCAGCCGCAUACUUCUAUGACCGUUUCACCGCUGCAACAGCAGCCUCUGCAGCAGCAGCAGCCUCUGCAGCAACAGCAGCCUCUGCAGCAACAGCAGCGCCUCUGCAGCAGCAGCAGCCUCUGCAGCAGCAGCAGCCUCUGCAGCAGCAGCAGCCUCUGCAGCAGCCGUUGUUGCUCGUUGCUGCUGCCGGCGAGGUGGGGAGGGCUCAUGCCUUUGGGGGCAGCAGAUUGCCGUGCUGCCGCCGCUACUAUACCCGCUGCUGCUGCCGUUGCUGCAGCAGCAGAAGGGCUCGCACGCGCCACUGCUGCAGCAGAAGCGCCACUGCCAUCGCUCCCAGCGCAGAUGCCGUGUCACCAACAGCAGCAACACCUGCUGCUGCUGCCUCGCCGCUUCCUGCAGCAGUUGCCUACAGCAGCAGAUGGCUCAUCGGGCCUCACACAACUUAACGGGCUGUACAGACACCUCCGCAGUGCCAUCUUGAAGCAGCAGCAGCUGCAGCAAGGCACUGCAUGGGGGACAGAGGACUCUCUAGUGGCGCAGGCAGCAGCAGCAGCAACUGCUGCUGCUGAAGCUGCUGCUGAGUUGGGGCUGCAGGGGGAAGAUGCUGCAGCAUGGCCUCCUGUUGCAGCAGCAGUUGCGGCUACGGAGGCUACAGCAACCGCAGCGGCUGCUGCGGCAUCUGCUGCUGCUGCUGCUGCUCUUUUCCCGGUUGCUUCUGGGAGCCCCUCAGCAGCAGCAGCAGCUGCUGCUGCACCGGCAGCAGCAGCUGCUGCUGCUCCUGGAGACGGCAGCAGUUUUGAAUCGAAGCGUCGGGAGGCAUUGAGGCAGUUGGGGCGUCUUUUGGCAUCUCCGCCCGUCAUUGUUGUAUUUGAUAUAUACCCCAGAGGCAACAACAACAGCAGCAGCAGGGGCAGCAGCGGCAGCAGUGCGCAACGAAGCUCAUCUGUCCGCGGAGGCUUGUCGUCCUCUCCUCAGGCCUUCAAAAGGAGCAGCAGCAGCACGUUGGGGCGUCUUUUGGCAUCUCCGCCCGUCAUUGUUGUAUUUGAUAUAUACCCCAGAGGCAACAACAGCAGCAGCAGCAGGGUCAGCAGCGGCAGCAGUGCGCAACGAAGCUCAUCUGUCCGCGGCGGCUUGUCGUCCUCUCCUCAGGCCUUCAAAAGGAGCAGCAGCAGCAGCACCAGCAGUUUGGCCACCGAGUUUGGGGAGGCCUUUGGGUGGCAGAUCCUCGAGUUCAGUCUAACAGAGGUGGGCCCUCCGCCUCUGCAGCUGCUGGUUGAUUUUUGUUCUUCCCUUCGUUUCUGGCUGCAGCUGGACAGACACCUCAACCUGGCGGUGGUGAACAUACACCCCAAGAGUGGAUGCAGCGCUCUCCUGCUGCUUGCAUGCGCAGCAAUGGCGUGCAGCAGCAGCACAGGAGCAGCAGGUUGGACAUCGCAGCAGCAGCUGCUGAAGAUGCUGGGGAACGCCUCAAUUGCUGCUCAAGACUGUGCCUAUCCUCCAGAAACCGUAAAGGCGAGCAACAACAGCAGCAGCAACAGCAGCAGCAGCAGCAGCCAGAGGGGAGGGGGGGUGCUGCACUGGAAGCCUGCGGACCGCUGGCCGCCUUCGUGUCGUCGCUACCUGUCCUACUUUGAGAGUCUACUGCGGCAAUCGUCUGGCCGAACCCUGGGGGAAGAGGCAGCAGGUGUCAGGCGGUCUGCGGCUGCGGGUGUGGAGACGCGUGUCGUUCGUCUGAAGAAUCUUUUGGUAGAUCAUUUUGCUGCUCCUGCUGCACUGAUUGCUGUUGAGGUAUAUGAGCUAGCCACUUGCUGCUGCUGCUGCAGCGGCUGCUGCAAGAAGCAAGAUGAUGCUGAAACCGUAGGCGUUCUCAUGCGGCACCGCGCGAAGGCAGCAGCAGCAACAGCAGCAGCAACUGCUGCCACAGACCGCUUUCCUCUUGUACACCCCACACUUCAGUCCUGCAGCAGCAGCAGCACCAGCAACGGCACUGAAUCAGAAGGACUCUUGCUUCCCCAGCAGCUGCUUCCUGCUGCUUCAACACAGAAGUUGCACUCGCAGCAGCAACCCCCGCAGCAACAACAGCAGAAACACCAACAGCAGCAGCAGCAGCAACAGCAGCAGCAGCAGCAGCAACAGGAUGGAAGAGGGCGGUCGCAGCGAAAGGGGCUUGCUAGUUACUGGUUGAAGCAACGCGACACCGGACGGCAGCAGCAGCAAUCUGAGGGACCACGGAGCGAAGGGACGCAAGACCACCCUUACUUGCAGGCGUUGCGGCAGCAGGCGCGGCUGCUACCGUAUUCUGCUGCUGCAGAGACAGCAGCAGCAGAAGCAACAACCGCAGCAGCAGCAGCAGCAGCAAUCGAAAACGCAUGCAGCCCUGACGAUGUGCCUCUGCUGCUGGACCCUGGGGGCCCCUUGGGCCACCUCGGAGCUUGCUGCGAUGCUUAUGUCUCCUUGCCUGUCGCUGCUCCUUGUCUCAGCAGCAAAAUCCCCUGCUGCUGUUCACCUGCCUCUGAUUCUAGCCACCUUUCUUGGGAUGGUUCAGCUGCUGCAGCUGCAGCAACAACUGCUGCUGCUGCAGCAGAGGGCGGCAGCCCAAGCGCUGCUGAUGCAGCUGAGUGGCUAGGAUCCCCAGGUGCAACAGAUGCGCCGGACGCUGCUGACGUUGCAGUUACAGCUGAGGAGUCUCUUGCUUCCCUGCAGCAUCGACAGCAGCAGCAGCACAUGCAGCAGCGACAGCUGCAACAGCAGCAUCAGCGCGAGCUCCACUCCCACUUUGCCCUGCAGGCCUGUGCACAGGACUACCAGCUAAUGGCUGCAGAUACUCUUCCGGACGGCUCGGCGUCAGCAGUGUUUGACUUUGCUCAUGACAGAAGUGGCAACAGCAGGCAGCUGCUGCUGUCGGGCGACGUGUUAAUUGUCCUCCGCCAGUUGGUCCCCAAGCCACGCCCUCUGCGAGACGCUGUGGGGGCUGAGUCGCAGCACCGCUGGCAGCAGAAUGCGCAGCAGCCGCAGCAGCACCAGCAGCAGCAGCACAUCUACGCCAUGUAUGCACUCCACACAGGUUUUCUGCCGCUGAACCAGUCUGUGGUGGAGCUGCAGGCUCAGGACUUCGAUUCGCCUGCCCCUCUCUCGCAGCGCCUGCGGGUGUCUCUGAUAUUCGAGCAUGUAGAUGACGUAUUCAGAAGCAACAGCAGCAGCAGCAGCAGCAAAAGCGACAACCUUAGCAGCAGUUAUUACUGCAGCACCACCGCUAGUGCAGCGAACAACUGCAACCUACCGCCAGUCCCAGCGGGUCAGUCAGAUGCUGCUGUCGCUGACAUGUCGCCUACUGCUGCUGCUGCUGCCGCGCCGACGGGACGGGUCAGUCAGAUGCUGCUGUCGCUGACAUGUCGCCUACUGCUGCUGCUGCUGCCGCGCCGACGGGAACGGGGACCUGUGAGAAACAGCCCUUCCCCGGCAGCAGCAACACGGCUAUUAGCAGCAAGCCUACACCAAGCAAGUCUCUGGUUGGGGGGAUUGUCUCUUCGUUGCUGCGGUGGCAGCAGCCGCGAGAGCAAUGUGCGGAGCAUCAGAUACAGCAGAUGCAGCAGCGGCAACCGCAGCAACAACUGCAGCAACAACUACAACAGCAGGAGUCACAGGCUCGACCCUCCCAUCGCCUUAGCACCUGCAGCAGCGUGA
Messenger RNA from Eimeria mitis, 4668 nucleotides. RefSeq names its product Afh1, related, related. Gene Ontology annotation, molecular function: nucleosome binding. The record is from RefSeq and is a predicted model, not a curated record. Gene Ontology annotation, biological process: regulation of transcription by RNA polymerase II; chromatin remodeling; positive regulation of DNA-templated transcription. Gene Ontology annotation, cellular component: nucleoplasm; brahma complex; SWI/SNF complex. Lineage: Eukaryota; Apicomplexa; Conoidasida; Eucoccidiorida; Eimeriidae.